Austrofundulus limnaeus is the source of this 2706-nucleotide messenger RNA. It is a transcript of the gene ap5z1, whose product is annotated as adaptor related protein complex 5 subunit zeta 1. Gene Ontology annotation, cellular component: AP-5 adaptor complex. The transcript is spliced from 17 exons. NCBI's taxonomy places the organism in Eukaryota, Metazoa, Chordata, Actinopteri, Cyprinodontiformes, Rivulidae. The coding region runs from base 156 to 2564 and encodes 802 amino acids. The record is from RefSeq and is a predicted model, not a curated record.
UUUUUUUUUUUUUGUAACAAAAUUGACUUGUGUUGAACACCGAAAGCGGAACUAAGUCUUGUCAUGUGAUUUCCGUCAGGACCUGUUUAAGGCGCGUACUGUUUACUUUCCGCUGCUGACGGCAAAACAUAAAACAGCCCGGUUUGCUGUCAAAAAUGUACUCUCACGGUUCAGAAAGUCUAAUUAAACAAGCAAGGGAGAUUCAGGAGCCCGAGCUGCAGAAGUUUUACAGCAGACUUGUGAAGCUGCUUCAGGUGAAGGAGCUCGGCCACGAGACUCUGGACUCUCUGCAGAGGCUGCACCUCAUCCUGUCGGCCAACAAAUAUACAAGAACGCUGCCUGCGGAGCUCCAGCAGAGGCUGGUAUCGCUCCUCUCCUCUCCUGCGGAGCAGCUCCAGGUGCUGAGCUCUGCUGUGCUCAGAGAAACACUGCCCCUCUCUGGUCAAGAGCUGAACUACAUCCAGGAAAACAUUAGUCAGCUGAACACUCAUGUUGCUGCUCUGCUGCUUUCUCAGUCUGGAUCCAGAGAUGACCUGUCGAAGCUCUGCACGCAGCUUAUUCAUACGUUAGAGAGCCGGCCGUCUGAAGGGUCGCCUCAGUCACUCAUGUUCACUCUGCCAGUGCUCAACACCCUGUUCACACUCAGCCCGGAGUGUCUCACUAAGGAUCAUGUGACUCUCUUGAGUAAAAAGCUUGUUGACUGGCUGCGUUACGCAAGCAUUGUGCAGGGAGGCGGAUCUUCCUCAGGAGGCUUCUUCAUGGGACCCAGGUCCCGUCAGCCUUUGCCGAUAGCAGAGCUGGAUGGGUCGGUGUCGGGGGAUUUCUUCACGGUGCUCUGUGUAGGGCAGGGCUUCACCGAGGACCAGUGGAUGAACGUUUAUUCUUUCUCCAUGCUGCGCCACUGGCUGCUCGCCUACAGCUCUGUUUCCAGCUGCAGCACUGCAGUGGAUACUGAUGAUCGGUCAGAGGUGGAGGGAUCGGUGGUUUCCAUGGUUUCAGCCACUUCCUCCUCCAGCCGCCUGCUUCCUCCAAAGGAGCGUCUGAGAGAGAAAGCCCUCCAGUACUGCCAGCGGCUGAUCGAGCAGUGRGAUCGCAAGGCACACAAGAAGACAGACACAGAACUGCAAAAAGCGUGUCUGGUGGAGGCGGUGUGUAUCCUGGACUGUGUGUGUGUUCAGGACCCCUCCAUGGUCUUCAGGGCCUUCCCUUGUGUCAAAGCCCUGUUUGGUCGGCUCAGCUCAGACCUGUCCUUCGCCAGAGUCCUGCUGCCCAUCGCACAGUUUUACCUCAACCACGGUGAGAUAGCAGCAGUGGACUGUGAGAGUGUGUGGAAGUUGGUCUUUGUUCAGUUUCCUGCUGAGCUCUUUAAUGACCCCUUCCUGGCACACGAGCUCCUGCGUUUCCUUCGACUCAACCUGGAGAGCGUGAAGCUCCGGGCUCCUGAGUUCAUACGCUUCUUUCCAAACAUCCUGAAGUUUCUGGCGUGGGACAGUCCAGCGAUGGUGGAUGACUUUUUGGACCUGCUGCCUUCUCUGGUUACUGUAGGAACUGCAGUGGAGCUGCUCCACACUCUGCUGGACCUCCCCUGCCUCUCUGCAACACUCGUCCUGCAGCUCAGGUCCACGUGUUUGCCCAUUGCAGAGCCAGGCGGCCGAGGACUUCUGUCACUGGAUGCGUUUAGAAACCCGUCUUUUAGAGGACUUUUCCUCUUCCUGCUUCGAGUGGAAUCAGGCUCAGGUGACACAAUUGACCGACUGAGCACACUCCACAAGCUGCUGUCUGAGGCUGCUGAUUGGCCAAGAGUCGUUCAGUGUGCUCAGACUGUCCCUGUUCUGCUGCAUGUAUAUUUCAACUCGGUCAUCACGGUGGCUGAUGAGAAGCUUUUAGCUCAUUUGAUCCUGGUGAUGCUGGAGAGAAGCAGCCUCCUCCUGAGCAUCCCCACAUACAGCAGGGAGGUUCACAGAGUGUUCAGCUGCCACCUGCUGAGGUUGUGUAAGCUCCGCCCCUCGCUGGUUGUGGACCAGUCUCGUGAGCUGCUGGAGUUUGCUGGAACCACCGCCAAUGUUUACAGCAGAGAAGAAAUCUACACUCAUGUGGUGUGGGUGCUGGGGGAGUACCUGUCAGCAUCGUCUGACUCCCGCUGCUCCGUCAGUCUCAUCACUUCCUGUUUCGAGGCUUUGGAGGCAGUGCUGUUUGAGAUCACGUCAUCUGCCCCGCCCCCUGGGACAGUAUGCCCCGCCCCUCGAGUGAUCACGUCCCUAAUGAGCGCUCUCGCUAAGCUGGCAUCGCGAUCACAGGACCUCAUUCCAAGGGUCUCUUUGUUCCUUUCCAAAUUGAGAACAAUAAGUAGAAGCGGYUCGGUCCCCUGGUGCUCUGAUGAAGAGGACCUUGUUGCCAUAGUAACACGGGGCGAGGAGCUGUGGUCACUGCUGAAGGCCCCCGGCGUGGCUCAGAGCGUCCUGACUCCGCCUCCACACGUCAGCACGCCACGGUGGCACAGGGACACCAAUCUGGCCAUGCCACUUCUGCUGCGAGCCCUCACAAGGCUGACACACCCACAGUGACAUCAUCUUCAUCAUCUUCAUCUUCUUCAUCAUCAUCAUCAUUCUGCACUGGUACCACAAAUCUCCAUCCCGAUGAACUUUAUUUGUUUUUGUAGAUUUUUGCACCUUAAUUUUGUAAAUAAACGACACAACUCAAAUGAAA